GCGCCCAUCUCAGGAAGACAGCUGGGGACAUGGGCAUUGUCUUGAUCUGAACACCUGGCUCCCUGGGAAGAAGAUAAUGUGAGGGUAGAGGAGCAGCAAGACAAGAGGGUGAGCAUUCGUUCUCUGAAGCUGCCAGCUUCCUGGCUGAGCCUUCGGAGGACUACCAGCUGCUGACUGAGGCCAGGAUAGCAGGGGCCCACCUGGUGAUAGGUCACAAUGGCCUAGCUGUAAAGUCCCCGGAAUGGCUGGUGAAGUGAAGGGAGGUGUGAGCAGGGCUCGGUGGGUGAGUGUGUGUGGGGAGGGAGACAUUCCCGAGGAGCCCAGCUCCCCACUCUCCAACUUCCGCCUUGAGUGUCAACUGGGGCCCUGCCCCCUUCCACCCUCCCCACACCCUCACUCUCCUCCAGCCCUAGCUCUUCCCAUCACCUCCACUGCCUUCCAUGACCCAGCUCUGCUUACCCAGGCCCAAAGCCCUAGCAGAUGCACUCCUUGUCCCUGCCAGGGGCCUGGGUGCUGGGGAGGGGCCAGGGAGUGCAGUGCGGGCACAUAUGUCAUGCUGGGAACCCAGUUGGCCCCGGCUCCUGGACAGUGCCCUAGGGCUGGGCGCGCUGGGGCUGACGGUUUGUGUCAUCUUUGCCAUGGUUGGCCCGGCCUUGCUGCUGCUGCUGCUGCUCGGCAGCUUCCUUGCCUUUGACUUGCUCCACAGGCCUGCAGGCCCCACCCUGCCACAACAGCGACUUCUCUUCAGGGACCAGAGUCAGGGAGCCGGUGAGGGUCUGGGAUGGCAGGAGACUCAUCUCCACCUGUCGGGGCCUGUUCCCACACAGCUCAAGACCCAGGAUGCACUGCUUGUGCUGCUCAUGGGGCUGGGGCUGCUCCUGGUAGCCCAUGGCAUGCCCUUGACUUUGCUGGGCCUGGCUUUCUGCCUUCACCCUUGGGCCUGAAUGUCCUCUCAAAAU
This is a messenger RNA of Ochotona princeps (American pika), 959 nucleotides long. RefSeq names its product chromosome 22 C20orf141 homolog (gene C22H20orf141). The transcript has 2 exons. Bases 441 to 944 code for a protein of 167 amino acids. NCBI's taxonomy places the organism in Eukaryota, Metazoa, Chordata, Mammalia, Lagomorpha, Ochotonidae. The record is from RefSeq and is a predicted model, not a curated record.